AAUUUAGAAACGAAAUCUGACAGUUGUAGCCGUUAAAUGUUUUGAGUUUGGUGCAUCAAUAUAUUAUAAUAUUUUUAAACUCAGUAAAGUGUUUCAUAAUUAUUAUUGAGGUAGAAUAUGGAACUUUAAUUCUAUUUAAUUGUUACAAAACUACUGGAUUUGUUGUACGAUACAAUAUGGGAGGGAACAUAAGUAAAUCAAGCACUGCGACGGCUGCACUCACGCAAAAAAACGACUUGGACAAGGACACUAGUAAUAACUCCGAUCCUCGAUCUCCAACGCCUGAAAUAACUCGGACUCCUCUACAGAAUAAGAAUGGAGCCAAGCAUAACAUAACGAAGAAUGUUGAUUUGCGGAAGACUUUUGAAAAUGGUAAAACAGAAGAAAAACUUAUACACAACAAUCCCAUUUUAUCAGCUGUUAUUAAAAACCACUUGCAAUCUUAUGAUCCUCGUUCUCCAACUCAAGAUUUCGAAAGAACACCUAUAGUCCUUUCAUCUAAAAUUGAAGACAAUCAAAAACUAAUUAAAGAAAAUAACAACUUUGGGAGUCCGUGCCUCAAUAAUGAUACUAUGGAAAAUAAUAAUUAUGAUUCUUCCUUUGAGAUUAAUGAUGCUAAACCAAGCUUAGCAGUGCCCAAAAACUUGUGUGAUGGUUUUUAUGACAUGACAUUAAAUGGAACACUAAAUGAGACUGAAGAGCCUUUAGGGUCUUCUACUGCUUCCAAUGAAGUUAUUCAGAAUAAUAUAUCCAAGGAAUGUGCAGAGCCAUCACAACUUUUAGAAACAGACUUUGAAUACAUAGAAACUGGAACCGAAACAUUUGAAGAUAUUGAAGAGCAUAUUGAGAUUAACAACAAAGAUUAUGAAACACCAGACUAUGAUGUUAAAAAUGUUCCACUCUUUAAGAUUCUACAAGAAGAUCCUAGGUCCCCAAGUAUUGGUAUAGAGCGAACUCCAAUAGUAGUCUCCAAAAUUGAAGAUGUAAGCGAAGAAAAUGUUGAAGAAAUGUCAGAUGACUCUCUCCUAAAAGUAUUGCAGACCACAAAAUCAGAGCCUCAACAGAAAGAGGAUCAAGACGGAAUUUUAAUAUAUGAGGAUGAAUCCAUCACUCUUGACAAGACACCAAAAAAAUCAAAGUCAGCUAGCAACAGUGGAUCCAGAACUCCUUUAUCUUGCAUGAAAAAUAAAGCUGACUCAACACAUGCUAGAUCCAAAUCUACUAACACACUUUAUGACUCUAUAAACCAAAAAGUGACUAAGUCACAGAAAAGAAUUUCACACAUUCCAAGACUCAAAUCCUUGACGAAACAGUCUUCUUACAUUGGUUCAGAGAGUAGCCUUUCAUUGAAAAAUAUCUCAAAGACAAUGGCUAUUAGUGGUGAUUGUGAAAACACACCACCCCACUCGCAUCGUGAUAGAUGGGACAAAGACAAUAGUAUUGUUCUGUGAGUUUUUGAUAUGCUUCGCCAUAUUAUAAUAUUUAAUAGUUCAUCUAGCAAUGGUGCGUCUGCUAGAUACCUAAACCAGCAUUUUAUUUUUCUUUAUUGAAUUGUUUUAAUGUUAAUUAUUAUCCAUAUAAUUCAUGAUAAUUUGUGAUUGUAUGAUAUGUUAGAUAAAUUCUAUGUAAGUGAUGUGUAAUAUCAAAAUCGUGACAUUGAACAUUGUUUUAGUUAUAAUUGUAUUGACAAUAAAUAUUUC
Vanessa tameamea is the source of this 1700-nucleotide messenger RNA. RefSeq lists its product as uncharacterized. The record is from RefSeq and is a predicted model, not a curated record. The coding region runs from base 177 to 1451 and encodes 424 amino acids. The transcript is spliced from 2 exons. NCBI's taxonomy places the organism in Eukaryota, Metazoa, Arthropoda, Insecta, Lepidoptera, Nymphalidae.